AUGUCUGAAAACGACGUGAUUAGCAGCCCAGAGAAAAAGGAAAAAAAGGAGAAAAAGGACAAGAAGAAGGACAAAAAAAAGAAGAAGGACAAGAAGAGAAUUGAUGCAUUGGGCGAUUCUGUCGACUCUUUGAGUCUCAAGUCCUCAGAUGAUUACGAUGACGAGAGAUUCAAGCCAGUGCGCAAUCCUGCCUUCAAUCCUGCCUUGAUUUCACCUCUCGCGUCUCCCACUACGUCAAGAAAUUCGGUCAUUUCAGAUUCAAAUGGUAGUAACAGCGAUGAGAAAUGGACCAUUUCAUCAAAGAGCAAAGACAUGCCUCUCAUUCAACCCAAUACUGGAGCCAAUGCUGGGCCAAACAAUGCCACUACAGCCGAGAAAAGCCCUCUGACGCCUGCUGAAUUGCAAGGAUACGCUGCCCUAAAGUUUGUGCCUACCAACAGCUAUUCUCAUUUGGAUCCAUCCAAGUCUGAGAAUGCUUAUGCUGCUUUCAAUCAUUUACAAAAGGUCAUCAUGGCAAACAAGGAUGGUGCCAUUGAUGCUAAACAGCCACCAAAAAAUGAUGCUAUUGCUUCGUCACAACAGCAACGUGUUCAACAGCAACAGCCAUCUCAACAAAAAAAUCAACCUCAGCAGCCUCAACAACAACAACAACAACAACAACAGCGAGCACAGCCUAUGCAACAACUAGCCAAAUCAGUUGCUCAGCAACUACCACCUUCCAAACUAUCACCAUCCCCUAAGCAAUCGUCCCCAUUGAAGCAAUCAUCUCCUACCAAGCAGCAACCACAACAACAACAUCGUCAACCGCAACAACGUCCUCCACAGCCUCAGCAACAGCAGCAAUCAUCCAAGCAUAAACCUCGCACUGAGCGACUAGCUGAUGGAGCACCCGUAUUACAAUAUACUCGUGCAGUAUGGAAUUACACUGCUCAGAUCCCUACCGAAUUAUCAUUCAAUGCAAAUGAUAGCUUUGCUAUUCUCAAUCAACAACCUGAUGGAUGGUGGUAUGCUGAGUUGCUUGAUCCAAACAGAAGAAAGAGAGGCCUCGUUCCUGGCAAUUACAUGACACCCAAGUAG
Mucor velutinosus is the source of this 1077-nucleotide messenger RNA. RefSeq lists its product as uncharacterized. The record is from RefSeq and is a predicted model, not a curated record. The transcript is spliced from 2 exons. Lineage: Eukaryota; Fungi; Mucoromycota; Mucoromycetes; Mucorales; Mucoraceae. Bases 1 to 1077 code for a protein of 358 amino acids. Gene Ontology annotation, molecular function: protein binding.